Molecule: messenger RNA, 1693 nt
Organism: Radiomyces spectabilis
Lineage: Eukaryota; Fungi; Mucoromycota; Mucoromycetes; Mucorales; Radiomycetaceae
Exons: 2
Coding region: 260-1225 (321 amino acids)
Source: RefSeq, a predicted model, not a curated record
AUUUUUUUUUUGUUAUUCAUAAUACUUGUUCACUAUUUUUUUUCUGUUUAUUUAUACUUACGCCUCUUUUCUUUCCUGUUCUUUUCUUCUUUUUCUUUUGCGUGCAUUUUUAUUUGGAUGAUUCAGUUCACGAUACAUUUACAUUUAUAAGAAACAUUUGAUCCAUUUUUUUUGUCUAUUUCAAAUUCCUCGUUGCCUUUUUUCACUGACACUGUCUGUCUUCUCAUUCUUUGUUUGCAUCUCCAUUUACCAUCACUUCAUGUCGGUUCCCUCGUUGGACAUUCCACAAAGCAAGAACUGGUUGCCUACAUUGAGCAGUAUUAUACUUGAUAACGAUUCAUUCGCGGGAGAUCUCAUUCGUGCAUUUGACGACCGACAACUUCAACUACGCGCCGAGUUGCAACACGACCCAAAAAUCGCCUUGUCAAACACAAAUUCGAUCUAUUCGGAUGGCCCUGAUAACGAGGAUGCAGCACGUUCUAUUUCUACUCCGUCUCAACUGUAUCCGGUUCCUCCUACACCUUCUUCGCUACCACCACCACCACCUCUGUCCAUGCCUGCACCUGCUCCACCCGCCCCACCCGCCCCACCCAUCCCACCCGAAUUCUAUGGUGUGCCACCAUUCGCACCGCGUGAAACUGAAACGCGGGUAUCGGCUAAAAACUUGCUUCGGCGAUCGUCCGCCUACCUACGCGCCAAAUUUGAAGCACUUCGAAGCCAUGACGAUUGGACCCCUGCCAAUGCGACGUUUCCUUCUACUUCUUCGCAGCGACAGCAUCCUCUCCAUAAGUCAUUGAGCAGUUCCAAGUUAAAACGACGUAACCCCCACCGUUUGCACGCUCAAGAGAUUUUCUCUUCCUCUUCAGCCUCGUUGCCGCCUCCUUCCAAAAUUGCUAUUAAUACGACUAUCUCGCUUCCUCAAUUCACCACCGUGUCGCAGCCUGCUUCGGUUACCUACACCGUGAAACCACCCGUCAUUACGCAAUACCCACCGAAACCGCUCAAAUACUCGCCCGUGGAUCCUCCCGAUGAUACUGCCGCCAAGAGUAAAGCCCAUCGUAUUUCGCUGCCUCUGUUCAACUGCGUCAAUCAUCAUAAAAUUGAGAAAAAUCGACGGCGGUCCAUCGCUUUCUUGCAUUCCGCCAAAUCGGCUAUUCAGCGUCCGUUUCUUUUUUGCCAAAGAUCCAAUACUGAGCCUCGAGCCACCAAAGAACGCGUCUCUUAGCUUGCGCAUCUGCCGGUUUCUCCCCGAUAUCGCCAAAAAGUAAGAGCCUAAAUAUUAACAAAUAUGCUUCUCUCGUUUUCGCCGCCCACCCCGAGGUCCGUCCCCAGUUUUGGCUGUGAGCCGAAAUCCCCACUCAGCCAAUGCCGCUUGGUUCGGAACGACGCGGACAACUUCUCCGUUCUUCAGUGAGCUCGAAAUCGACCUAUUUUUUUUUCCUCGGUUUUGCUUUUACUUGAUCACUAUGUAAAUAUGUAUCCAUACCACUUAUUUAUGACCCUACUAUCCUUACUUACUCCAUACAAUCCAAGCUACAAAAUAAUAAUGACACCUUUAUUUAUCGUUUUUUUUUUCUUCAUCUCUAAAUUUACUAUUUUUAUUACCAAAAAUCCUGUUAAUCUCACCUCGCAUCUUCUUCCGCAUGGUUUAAUUGCAGAAUAAAACGUCAUAUUACUGCCGCAGAGUCCAAUG